AAUAGUCAAUGCUCCUAUCGAGUGCAAGGCUUCAAAAAGAGGCUCUGACCCAUGUGAUGGCACGGGCCUAUUUACGGAGCGUGCCAGUGAAUGACCCUGCACCAACAACGCGUUCAAGGUGCAUACGGCGUUUCCCUUAUUCCAUCACUAGUCCUGGCAAACAAAUAUGAUCGUACCCCCCAGACCAGAUGACCAAUUGCAGCUGUUCUUUAAAAAGCUACUGGAGGCAAUGACCCGUUUAGCAGUAAAGAGGAGCCAUAUUCGUCUCAAUUUUGCUGAAUGACUCAAAGUUUCAUCAGCUCAGUCGCCUCUAUCUAUCGCACUGAAUUCAUCUAUCACGUACAUAUAUUUUUGGCCCCAUCUCACCAACUGCUCAGCCUCUCAUUUCCCCGACCAAAACCCCAUCCCCAGUGCGAGCUCUCACCACGUCAGCAAACAACCAAACCCAUUAUGGCUACCAUAAUGCAGCAAAGUCCACAAGAUGCCAGCUAUUUCUGGCGAAGCAGUUCAGACACCUGGACGAGCAAUCACGUAUGGGAACCACAAGAGCGCAGACGCUCCAUGGACGACGAAGAGGAAGUACUCUACGAACUUGACGAAGUCGCCCUAGCACAACUACCACUGCAUCUCCAACACAACAUGCGUCAAAUACAGCUGGAACGAAUACGCAAACUACUGCACGACCGGGAUCCGGGUUCAGGGCUUGACCCCAGACCUGUACACCCUAAUCCCUAUGCGCAAACCUGGUUCAAGAACAUGAUGGCGCGACUCUCAGCAGAACAAGAGAUGAAUGAGGUCCACGAAUGGCGCCAGUCGGUACAGCUUGACGGCGAACCCGACGACACUACCUGGCCUCUGGUUCCACGACAGUGGACUGGCAACAGACAGCACUAUGAUCGGAGAACCUGGCAUUUUGAUCAUGCGACUUCGGGUGAGAAUAGUUUCAACGCUUAUUCGACAGGCAGCACACGUGUAUGCAGUUUGCAUGGUCUGGGGGUCAAUGAGUUUGGAUUCCGCCUAUCCGAUUCUGGUUCACAUGGUAGCAGAGACCAGAAGCAGGAGGUCAGAAAGGUCUCUUCGAAGCCUCGGAAGAGGAAUUUGUCUCUUAUUACGCAUAUGCGGGCUCAUGUGCGUUUUCGGGUACGCAAGAGUGUUCAGAAGCUAAGCAAGCUCCUGAAGAAGUGAUCUGGGUUCUUCAACGCUGGUUUGUGUCGUUGAAUCACUUGAACAUUUGGGGAAAAGUUUGGGUUUGUUUUCUUAGGAGUUUGGCGAUAUGGAUUAUAGGGUAUACCUGGAUAGCGGGCGUUAUGAAGCAUCUGUGCAAGAUGAGCUUUUUAUUUUGUGAAUGAUAUGAAUUAAUCUUCAAGACCCAAAGGAAGAAAGGGC
Aspergillus piperis CBS 112811 is the source of this 1386-nucleotide messenger RNA. RefSeq lists its product as uncharacterized. Lineage: Eukaryota; Fungi; Ascomycota; Eurotiomycetes; Eurotiales; Aspergillaceae. The transcript has 2 exons. The coding region runs from base 451 to 1185 and encodes 244 amino acids. The record is from RefSeq and is a predicted model, not a curated record.